This is a messenger RNA of Magallana angulata, 1731 nucleotides long. Its product is annotated as HMG box-containing protein 1-like. The record is from RefSeq and is a predicted model, not a curated record. Gene Ontology annotation, biological process: regulation of transcription by RNA polymerase II. Bases 5 to 1585 code for a protein of 526 amino acids. NCBI's taxonomy places the organism in Eukaryota, Metazoa, Mollusca, Bivalvia, Ostreida, Ostreidae. Gene Ontology annotation, molecular function: protein binding; DNA-binding transcription factor activity, RNA polymerase II-specific; RNA binding. The transcript is spliced from 13 exons. Gene Ontology annotation, cellular component: nucleus.
CAGAAUGGCGUCAGUUGGAGAGCCGACACAUUCCAAGCGCCCCCAUGUUGCCACGGAGAGGCUAAAGGAGUUCCUGAACGCCCCCUCCCCCACCAAACAGAAGUAUUGCCCGGUCCAGGGGUGCUCCAAGGUCCUGAGUAGUGACCCGGGUCUGCGGUACCAUAUCCAGGCCCACCACAGCCACCACCAGGAGUAUGUGUGUAGCAAGUGUAAUAGGAGCUUCAAAAGUUCCAAUGGUUUGAAGUAUCAUCUGAAGAAACGGGCGGGGCAUUGUCAGGAGACAGAGGCUGAAGCAGGGGGGAAACUGUCACCCACAGAAGAAGAGGGACCCACAUCACAGAACCAGGUGGAAACAGCACCAACAAUCCGGAGACAGUCAUCAACCAUCCCUAAACCUCUCAACCUGAUUGGUCAACCCUCCUUGUCCACUCCUGUAACCAAUGACAACGUUAAUCAGAACGAGGCUGAGAGUCGACUCAUCGAGUUCGCCAAUAUUGCCACUAGUCCCCAGAGUCCCCUGAUGCAGUCCGCUCCCCCUAAGAUCUGGGAUAAAAGCCCUGCUAUGAGACAUAUCAAGUUUCCUGACUCCAACAUUCCUACUGCUUCAACAGUGUCCAGUCAAACACCCAGAGAUGAUAAUGGAAACUACUUUGAUGACGGCAGUGAUCCGAGUGUCACAUCUACUUCACCAUUUCCUGGUUGUACCAGUGCUCAAUCAAACGCAGAGGAGACCUGGUCUCAUAGCUGGCCAAAAGCAGUGUGGCGUUGUUUUAUCAAAGACACCAGAGUUCAUUUUGUGGGAGGAAGUGCCAGACAGACAAGGGAAUUGUGGGAUUGGCAGUCUGUGGAGCAGCUGGCUCUACAGGAGAGGAUCGCAUCACAGGCGGCGGGGGCGGACAGCAAGCCAGGUCAAAGUUUUGGUGGUAGUGGUUUACGCCUGUGCUCUAUCAACAAGAGGGCGGACACCAUAGACAAUAAGGGACUUCGCCUGUCUUUCUCCACCGGCGUCACUGACCAGCCCUCUCUUCAGGUGGAAUGUGAGGAGGCUCACCCAUUCUUUGUCAAAGAUAAAGGUUGGUCGUCCAUUAACCCAACCUUGACCUACGAUAGAUACGGCAUUCCCUGUAACGUCCUCAGUGAGCUGGACCUGUGUCUCCCUCCGGAUCAUCCAGAUGCCAAUCCGACUGACGAUGUGUUCCACACCAUUCAAGGAUUUGAACUGACCCCACAAGAUCAUUCCGCCGUGUUUGCUUUAAGCAGUAUGGCAAAGCAAAAACGUGAUUCUGACUCCACCUCUAGCCCCCAGUCUGGAUCUGGGUCACCGACCAAAAAGAGGCAGCUCAAAGAAGAGGAGGGGAAGAAGCCCAAACGACCAAUGAAUGCAUUCCUUCUGUUUGCCCAACGGCACCGAGUCACUCUAACUCAGGAUCACCCGGGAAAAGAUAACCGGGCCAUCAGUGUCAUCCUAGGAGAAAUGUGGAAAAACAUGAAGGAGGAAGAGAAGUUAAAGUAUGAGGAAGAAGCUCGAGUUCUGGCCGAGAAGCAGAAACAAAAGCACCCCAACUGCUGGAAGAGGAAGAAGUAGUCACCGCCAUCUUUUUUAUAUGGCUCUCUCUGAUCUCAAUGACAUCCGUGACACACUGCCAAAUCACUGUGCUCUACCGUUUAUUUAUUCCAUUUUGUACCUGUUAUACAUGUAACCUUUAUUAUUUUUUUUAUUUUUUUCAAUGU